Molecule: messenger RNA, 6871 nt
Organism: Anarrhichthys ocellatus (wolf-eel)
Lineage: Eukaryota; Metazoa; Chordata; Actinopteri; Perciformes; Anarhichadidae
Gene: vps8
Product: VPS8 subunit of CORVET complex
Exons: 46
Coding region: 140-4366 (1408 amino acids)
Biological process (GO): endosomal vesicle fusion; vesicle-mediated transport; protein targeting to vacuole
Cellular component (GO): CORVET complex; HOPS complex; late endosome
Molecular function (GO): protein binding
Source: RefSeq, a predicted model, not a curated record
ACAUUAACGCGGGUUGCUAUCCGCCAUAAAACCAAAGAAGAAGAAGAAGUGGUUGUGAUGGUAGUAGUAGAAGAAGAAGAAGAAGAAGCAGCCGCAGAGAAAGACAAGGCGAGCCCUUUCUGUGCAUGUAAACACAGCGAUGUCGGAGUCUCCGGACGCCCGCAGCUUACUCUCUGCUUCCUCCCAGCUCAACCUGAUGGAGAUGGACGCGAUCGAUGAUAAGGAGUUCGACAUACCCCAAGUAGACACACCUCCCACACUGGAGAGCAUCCUUAAUGAGCUUGAGGAUGAGGAGGAACCAUUUGUGUUGGAGGAUACUUGCAUGCUAAACACAGACAACAUGGAUGCUCACUCAUGUGACACCUCCUCUCUGGCCAGCUCUGACAGUGGAGACCCAGCACACCUCAAAAGGAAGAGGAGGACAGUCGAUCUGAAUGCGACCGUUCAUGGAUCUGUUCUUCGACACAGCCUGCUGAAGGGCAUCUCUGCACAGAUCGUUUCUGCUGCUGACAAAGUGGAUGCUGGACUGCCAACUGCUAUAACCGUGUCGGGUGUGAUUGCUGUAGGAACGUCUCAUGGUCUGGCUCUGGUCUUCGGAAAAGAUACUAAUCAGGCUCUUCGGCUCUGUCUGGGUACCAAGGCAACCGGGGCAGAGUUUGGAGCUGUCUCUGCCCUCAGCAUCAACCACGAUUGCUCCCGACUUCUCUGCGGGUUCGCCAAAGGACAGAUCACAAUGUGGGAUCUAGCCAGUGGGAAGCUCCUGAGAACAAUCACUGAUGCCCACCCUCCAGGGACAGCUAUACUGCAUGUGAAGUUCACAGAUGACCCAACUCUUGCAGUGUGCAAUGACAGUGGAGGAUCAGUUUUCGAGCUGGCUUUCAGGAGGGUGAUGGGGAUGCGGUCCUGUGACUCUCGAUGUCUCUUCAGUGGUUCUAAAGGGGAGGUCUGCUGUAUUGAACCGCUGCGUGCUCCUCCAGACUUCAGAGACCAUCCCAUCACACAGUACUCUCUGCUGGCUAUGGCCUCUCUCACUAAGAUUCUGGUCAUUGGACUAAAGCCUUCGCUGAAAGUCUGGAUGACUUUUCCCUACAGCAAGUCUGAUCCGGCCAGUGUUCCUCAGCUGGCCUGGCAGUUUGUUCCUGUUCAGAAGAUGGUCAACCCGAUCCUGGCUUUUUGUAAAGGAGAUACAGUCCACUUCCUCCUGGUGAAGAAAGAGGAGACGGGGACCAUCCAUGUCAUCAAACAGAAACAACUCCACCUAAGCUGUGACAUCAUUAGCCUAAGUUGGAUCAACAGUCGUACACUGGUCCUAGUAGACAGCCAUGAAAAGCUGCAGGUCGUGGACCGGCCCAGUCAGGAAGUUUUGGAGACUCUGGACUUGGAGCAGGUCCAACUGGUCUAUAACAGCCGACAUUUCAAAUCGCUGGCGACUGGAGGGAAUGUCUCCCAGGCUUUGGCUUUAGUUGGAGAAAAGGCCUGCUACCAGUCAGUCUCGAGCUACGCAGGACAGAUUGUCUAUUUGGGUACCAAGUCAGCUCACAUUAUGGCUCUAAGAAAUUGGAGAGAGCGUAUAGACUGCCUGCUGAAGCAGGAGCAUUUCGUUGAGGCUCUCUCUCUGGCCUGGUCCUUCCAUGAGGGAACUGCUAAAGCUGUGGUUGGCCUGUUCGGAGAUCCAUUGAAAAGGAAGGGAGUUGUAGGUGACAAGAUGGUAGAGAUCCUUUUCCAGUUUGCAGAGCAUGCUUUGAAGAAGUGUCCAGAUCAAGGCAAGAUCCAAGUGAUGGAGCAGCAUUUCCAUGAUGUGGUUCCAGUCCUGGUGGAUUAUUGCCUGCUGCUAAAGAGGGCCGACCUGAUAUUCAACCAGCUGUAUGCUCAGCUGGUGGAGAACAUGGUUGCUAAGGGCGUCUUUCUGGAGUCACUGGAGUCGUACAUUGUUGCAGACCGUCUUGGUCACCUCACCACGCCCAUCAUGAGGGACCUCCUGGCCCAUUACCAUGGCAAUGGUAUGAUGGACAGCCUGGAGAGAUGCAUUGUCCAUCUUGAUGUGACCAGCCUGGACAUACAGCAGGUGGUUCAAGUGUGUUGGGAGAACCAACUCUAUGACGCAAUGAUCUACGUUUUCAACAGCGGCAUGAAUGACUACAUUACACCUAUGGAGAAACUCUUUGCAGUGAUUGGCCCACAACUUAGAGCGGGGAGGAGCCUAAAAGAUGAGGAAGUGGUGAUGGGAAACAAACUUCUGGUGUACAUAAGCUGCUGUCUUGCAGGAAGGGCAUAUCCUCUUGGAGAUAUCCCUGAAGAUCUUGUGGUUCAAGUCAAGUACCAGGUGUUUGAGUUCCUUAUCCGUCUCCAUUCAGCCGACUCGUUGGAGGAGGAGGAGGAGGUUUUCCCAUUUAUUCGUACACUUCUCCACUUUGAUACCCGGGAGUUCCUCAAUGUCCUCGCCAUGACAUUUGAAGACUUUAAGAAUGAUAAGCAGGCCCUCGAGUACCAGCAGAGGAUAGUGGACAUCUUACUUCAGGUGAUGGUGGACAACCCAGACUUUACUCCAUCACAGGUGGGCGGGCUCUUUACCUUUUUGGCUCGCCAGUUGGCCAAACCAGACAACACGCUUUUUGUGAACAGGAAGCUCUUUGAUCAGGUUCUGGAGUUCCUGUGUUGCCCAGACGAUGACUCGAGACACACUGAGAGGCAGCAGGUUUUGCUGGAGCUACUGCAGGUCGGGGGUGUGGUCCAGUUUAAUGAAGGAAGGUUGUUGGCUCUGGCAGAGAAGGCCAAGUUCUACCAAAUCUGUGAAUUUCUUUAUGAGAAGAAACAUUUAUAUGACAGGAUCAUUGACUGCUACCUGCGAGACCCCCUCAGAAAGGGGGAGAUCUUCAGCUACAUCCACAACCUGCUGGCCAUGCCCGGCUACAGCCCUGAGGAGAAACAAAUGGUCAGGGACAAAGUACUUCAACACAUAAAGGAGCUGGUGACCCUUGACCCCAGCAAGUCGGCUGACCUAGUGGUGUUUCACUUUGCUAAAGAGGUGCAACAAAUCAUCUGUGAGCUUCAGGAUGACCAGCUACUUUUCCAGUUCCUCAGCUGCCUCCUGGAGCCACGGGAAGGCCAUCAUUCAGGGACCAUCCUACCUCAGGAACGGGACCUCCAUGAGCUUCUGCUGGACUUACUGUGCCGUUUUGGCCCCAAUCAGCUCCUGAGCUUCCUCCAGACCUCCCAGCACUAUAGACUGGAGGAGGCCAUACAAAUAACACAGAAGUACCACCGCAACGAGGCUACAGCCUAUCUGCUGGAGAAGAAAGGAGAUGUUCAUGGAGCUUUUACUGUCUUGUUAGAGACAUUGAAGGAAAAACUAAGUCUCCUCACUGCUGAGAGUGACAGAGGAGCUGAUGGAGGAGAAGGAAGACAGGAUGAAGAGGAGAGAGAUAGUGAAUCAAAACUGACGGGAGUGAAGGAUUCGCUGAAUGACAUCAUUGUCUUGUGUCAUCGAAACUCUGACAGCCUUUACCAGCAACAAAGAGAGGCUCUGUGGUUUCCACUUCUGGAGACCAUGAUGGCUUCUCAAAAACUAGUUAAGGGGCUCAAUGAUGAACACACAUUUGAGGUGCUGAAGGAGCUGACAAUGAAGGUUCUCAACUGCAUGAGCACCUUUAUUUCUCUACCUGCCAUCAUCCAACGAAUACUGAAGGACCCAGUCUAUGGGAAAGGAAAGCUGGCAGAGAUCCAAGGCCUCAUUCUGGGCAUGCUGGACACUUUUAACUAUGAACAGACUUUACUUGAAACAACCACCAGUCUUUUGAACCAUGACCUCCACUGGUCCCUCGCUCACCUGCGCGCUGCUGUUACAAGAGGACUCCACCCACGACAAGACUACUGUAACAUCUGCCUCCAGCAGUACAAGAGGAGGCAGGACUCAGCUGAGGAGAUCAUUGUGUUCAGCUGUGGCCACCUGUACCACCACCAGUGCCUGCAGCAGAAGGACUCUGGGUGGGGUUUUACUUCAGAGCUGCAACAGCGGUGGAGCUGCUACAAGUGUUCCUCAAGCCAAGGAGGAAGGGGCGGGCCUUCCACCGAACCAAAAAGAGGCCGCGGUACAUCCCUGGCACAGACUCGUGUAACAUCAGUGUCUCAUGAUGCAGGAGCAGAGGCUCACAGGAAGAAGGUGUUUGUUGAUGCAACGUUGGACCUUCAGCAGGAGCAGUCUUGGGAUCAGCUACGGUGUUUAUACCGUGGACCAUCCAGGUUGUCCAUCCUGUCAGAACUCUCCCACUGCCAUAGCAGUGACAAGACAGGCCUUCUAUUCCCAGCCCAACCCGGAACAGAUCAUUUCCAACUUAAACUCUCUCCUCCACCUUUAUUGGAAGAGUGAUACCAUGACUGGUUGUGAAUUGAUGUUUUCUUCAUCUUUCCAGACUUGAGUCAAGUGGGAUUGGUUUAGUCAGGAGAUAUUCUUCUGAUGUCCCUUGCAUUCUACAUCCGUGUGGGUUGUAGUUUUCCAUUGUUCUUUUGUUAGGAGACAAAAUUAUAUUGUAUAACGUCUUUCCAAAAUGUUUUAUUUCAAAACAAAUGUCACUAAUAAUUCUGCUGAAUGUAGCUUUAAUUUUAUCCAUUGUUUAUGUACUACAGCUGGCUGAAACGUAUUGCUUGGUUUGCUUGUUGGUGCUGGGAGGUCAAAAAGUGAAUCCUAACAUAACUGUUAAGAAUGUUGUGACAUUUAUUUUGGUGAGGGAAAUGAUACUGACUGUUUGAACCAGUAAAAAAAAAAAAAAGAAAAGAUACUGACUUCUCUUAUUUCACAACGUUAAUAUAAAACACACUUCUUUCGUGUGAAAUGCGAUGACAUCACAUUUACCUUGUCAGCUUCGUAUUGGUAAAUUACCUUUGUUGACUGAAUCCAAAAGUGCACUAAUUUUGAUGGUGAAUGCAGCAGAAUUUAAAUUUUGUUAUUGGAUGUUUCUUAAUGUUGUGGUUAAUUGCUCUUCUUCAGUCCACUGGCAUGUACCUUUUGACUUUUUAGCAAAGAACCAGAUAUUUUAUGACACAGUUGUUCAUCUUAAGAACUGAUGAUUUAGAGUUUAAUGUUCACAUGAUUCAGCGUUUCAACAGCCACUAUGAGAUCAUGAACGGUACCUUAACUUCCUGGAUGCCUGUCAAAAGUCCUCCCUUUUCAGUCUCUAUGGCUGUGGAGUAGUCGAGGCAGAUGAUGAGUGGCCCUGAGUCCGUGGAGCAGUCGAGGCAGAAGAUGAGGGGCCCUGAGUCCGCGAAGCAAUAGAGGCAGAAGAUGAAGGGCCCUGAGCCUGAACCAGUAGAGGCAGAAGAUGAGGGGCCCUGAGCCCGUGGAAGUUUAAUCAACUUCCCAGAACCAACACUUGAAUAAACUUUAUCAUAAUCAUUAGGUUCUAACAAUUGUAAAAUGCAUAAAUGGACCAAUCCGGAUUUAUUUUACUUGCUCCAUUGAAGUGAAAGAGACCGAGAACGAGGCUGGACCGAGGCCUUGAAGGCGUGGUUAAAGGAAACCCUUGCUUUAUGGGCCCCAUGGAUGUGGAAGAUCGCCGGAAGAACCGUAUCAUUUAAUACUCGGAAGUCUUUCAUAGUAAUGAAUGGGGCCCUGCCUCCUACACUGCAUCCAGUGAUCUUUAUACAUCCAUGUGUUACACUGGUUACAGAAAAUGUGGGCUAGUGGCCAGCAGCAGCACUGGGUCCCUGCUCCCCACCGCCACAGCCGGGAGGAGAGCAGACGGCUGCUUGAGAGCUAGGAGCUGGCCCUUUGUCUCCUCCCAGCGAAGAGGUCUCCCAGGGGUCGGGAGUGAGACGGAUGGACCGUGGGGUAUAAUUCUUGUCUAAUUUGUGCUCUGUUAAAUAUUAAAUUCAUAAUAUUCAGUGCCCCAUAACACUAUUUCCCAUGCUACUGUAGCUUUUGUGUUUGUCAAGGAUUUCGUCGUACGUAAGUGGGCGUGGUUUCAUCUCUCAGCUCCUGUGGGGAGUUGAAUGGGUCAAACAAACACAAGAGGCUGCUUUUCAUGUUUCGUGCAAAACUUUAAGUAAACAUUGACCUUUUGUUUAGUUGCUGACCUCGGGAGUCGUUAGUCAGUCAAGUUAACAUCAACCACGCUAAACCUAAUUAAGUUGUUCCAGUGAAGACGAAAGUUUAUUUUGAAAAGACACUAUACAUUUAGUGAGUGGAAACUGACACACCUUACCUGAUUAAACUGGCAGUAAACUGGCACUAGAGGGUAGAGCCUCAUAGUUUGAAACUUAGAGACACUGAGAAAGCAUUGGUAUUUGACGAGUUAGGAGUGAGAAUGUGUUGGUUUCUUGCACAUAACCCAUCUUAAAAACUGAAAGCAGCCAUUUCCACCAUACUCUGCCUUCUUUUUCAUGAAGUUUCAACACUCUUUCAGCACUAUUUGUACUAAAAGAAGAGACAACCGUCAUCUUAACUUCAUGCAUGACAUUAGCAGUCAAUGACUAGAUUAGACUCUAUGGCUUUUCUUGCAAUUUACUUAAAUUGAAUUGUAGCUUUUAAUAUUUCCCCCAUCCCCUGAAAUCGGUCAGCUAAUCAUUCUGUCUCUUUUGGGAAAAUCCAAAAAAUGUAGUUCCUUUUUUCCACCUCGACCUGUACGCUCUAAGCAGUGAGUUGUUAAAAGUGGUCUGAAAAGUCCAGGGCUGUUUGUAAACAUUUGGGGCUGUAGCUUCGUACACGCAGUCUUGUGAUACACACUUGUGUCAGUCCAAAAGGCAGGUCGGUCCACCUGGAAAGUGCCCGGUAUGUCAGAUGGCCAGUUCAGCCCCGAGUUCAAUUGUCAGACCUCCCUACCCUUCACCAUCUUUAAGUUACUAUCUAAAUGAAUGCUGGGAUUAUUUAUUUUUUAUA